AUGUCCAAGUUCAAUGAUGGUACUCAACGUCAGCUUGCUGAGGCAAAUAUAGGCCAUACGGCGUCUACUCCCUUUACCUAUCAGCCGGACUCGGAGGACUUCCCGGGCUUGCCACUUCCUGUCACGGGUACACAGCCUAGUACUGCGGAUCCAGGCGGCCAAAAAACAAAAAGAGCGCGCGCGCGCGGUCUCCGCGUGUAUUUGGAAUGCUUCAUGAAGCGCAUGGGCACUGAGUCCCCCUCCCUAUCCUCCACCCUCGUGGACAGUAUUCGUGAUAGCGGCCAAGUUCGGCUAAGAACAGAGGUUGGUACCGACGUUGAUGAAGUCGACGAAAUUGUCGUGGACCGAAAUUGGACAGAGGAUAUGAGGAACUCGCCAGACCACUCGGAAUACGCUCUGGAUAAUUCAGGGGAUAGCUACGUGGCUCACGUCGGUACAGGGACUGGUACAGGCGUCGGCCAUGAAAGUGCCGCAUUCCUAGAUGAUGGUGGCUUCUUUCGUCAAUUUCUCGUUCUUCUCCGCUGGGAGGUUUGGCCAGCAGUGCAUAGAUUCUUUCAUGUUCGUUUUAACGAUGAAAAGACGGAAGAACGAUAUCAAGGGGAGCGUUGGUGUAUUAGAAAGCUAUUAGCAGUUUGGUCGGCCAUAUUUUUCAUCGCCAACUGGGUCAUCGGAGCAGCAACAAUUGCCACGCCUAUUACCAUACUCGAUAAAUCAUGGAUAUGGGGUUUUAUACCUGCGCAUACCAUUCCUCUCCUCUUCUUGGUCACAUUCGAUUUCCCACUCGACCGCCCAAUACCUUACCAGUUACUUUUAAUGAUCUCAACAUGGUCAUGUGCAGAUAAUACAUGCGGAACAAAGGAUUUCCUCGGAACAUUCUACUAUACCUCUGCAUUACAAACUAUAGCAUUGUUCGGGAUGAGGAUGGAUAGAGUCGCUGCUAUGGUGGGGGCACUGACUUUUUUGAUCAUCUCAAGUACUCUUAUCUUGCCAUAUAAGCCAAUAUGGACCAAGCCUAGCUCACCAAAAAUUCCAGACAUGCUUAAUUUUCUCCUGUAUCACACAUUCCUCUUGUUUGUUCACUACAUGCACGAGAAUUCCGAACGGCGUCUCUUUAUUCUCCGAGAGCAACUCAAAACACAGUUCAAGGCUACCCAGAAGGCUCAAAUUAACGAGCGAAAAGAAGCGGACUCUAAGAGGAGGCUUACGUCAUAUGUCUUCCAUGAUAAGUACACUCUCUCGCUUCUAGGAAUCGUGUCUGACACCGCUCCCAGCAAUCGCAUGGAUAGCGGUCUAUUCGAGAUCUUGUACAAACCUUACAAAUUCCAUGCUGUUAUGCGCUCGUUGUUCAUUCCACUGCGCAUGGCAACAGAUGCCCGCAACCUUGAACUCGUGACUUGUCUUGACGAGACCAUCGACAAAGUUGCGCGACAAGCCGCUUACGAGGCCGCAGGCGACAAUUUGGCAGAAUCCGAGGAGGAUCUGAACAACAAGGAAGACGGUAUCGUUCUCGGGGAUGCUACUAGGCUGCGACAGAUCAUCAAUAAUCUCGCAAGGCCAAAGAUUGAUAUGGGCGAAGACAUGAUAGAGGAGGUACUCUGCGCUCCUGCUGAUGAUUCCGAUCCCCUACGUGAACCAACGACGAGCGGGGGACAAGGCAUGGAAUCCUCAAAAAAUAAGGGCCCACUGAAGCAAAUCGUUGUGCGGAUUGAAGUUAGCGAUACCGGACACGGAAUUCCGCGCAGCGAAAUGGCGCAGGGCAAGCUAUUUUCUGCAUUUAAUCAGACAGAGCAAGGUAGACAACAAGGCGGAAAGGGCACUGGUCUCGGCCUGGCUCUCGUCCGCCAGAUCGUGAGGCUCAGCGGCGGUCGGCUGGGUCUGCGUUCUAAAGUCGGUCAUGGGUCGACGUUUUGGGUUGAGCUACCGCUGGGAGUCGGAGUUAAAGUUGUCGAUGAACCAGACGCGGAGUCGACUCUGCGCGAGAAGCAGCGCACUUUUGAGCUAGCAGGGCCACUAUCAGUAGAUCUACUCACAACCGGUGCCCCAACGCAGGUAGUCUCGACGAACAUUAUGCAGACCAUGAUGGACAAAGUUGACGGCUCUGAAACCCACGGGUCCGCCCGGACUACCAGCGAACCCUCGUCCAAGUUGGGCACCCAGCUUGGCCCUCCACUUCCCACUCCACCUGUCGAUGAGUUUGGCGAGAACCUGGGUAGUCCCGUGAUGUUCUCUCGAAUGGGAAACUCCUCAAUUGACAGCUCACCUACGAUUCACCAGUUCGAAGGCCGUCACUAUUUUCCCAAUUAUCGGGGGUCCCUACCGUUUCCCUUGAGCCGCAAGGGGUCCACGGCCGGCUUUAACCCACCUAUAAUUGUUUUAGUCGUUGACGAUGACCGCCUCACUCGUACCGUCAUGUCUCGAAUGCUGACGAGAUUAGGAUGCAACGUCUCAACCGCUGAAAAUGGUGGGAUCGCGUUGGAGAUGAUAAUCAGCGGUCCAGGAACAUCAAAAGUCGAAGAUGACAGGGUCUUCGACCCUAGUCAUGACAGUGAAAAGGAUCAGAAUGGGGGAGGGACAGAGAAUGGUUGUGCAUAUGAUGCCGUCUUUCUUGACAAUCAGAUGCCCGUUAUGUCAGGUUUGGAGGUGAUCUCCAAACUUCGAGAAAUGGGUAGGGCCGAUUUUGUCGUUGGAAUUACCGGUAAUGCACUCAUCAAUGACCAGAAAGAAUACACCGAGGCGGGUGUGGACCACCUGGUGAACAUGUUGACGAUUGCGGACGAGCGGCGACAAAAAUUAUGA
This is a messenger RNA of Suillus subalutaceus, 2796 nucleotides long. RefSeq names its product Tco5, signal transduction HAMP domain histidine kinase. Gene Ontology annotation, biological process: phosphorelay signal transduction system; protein autophosphorylation. Bases 1 to 2796 code for a protein of 931 amino acids. The transcript has 17 exons. The record is from RefSeq and is a predicted model, not a curated record. Lineage: Eukaryota; Fungi; Basidiomycota; Agaricomycetes; Boletales; Suillaceae. Gene Ontology annotation, molecular function: histidine phosphotransfer kinase activity; phosphorelay sensor kinase activity.